Messenger RNA from Camponotus floridanus (Florida carpenter ant), 857 nucleotides. Its product is annotated as protein GVQW3-like. The transcript has a single exon. The record is from RefSeq and is a predicted model, not a curated record. Lineage: Eukaryota; Metazoa; Arthropoda; Insecta; Hymenoptera; Formicidae. Gene Ontology annotation, molecular function: nucleic acid binding. Bases 111 to 845 code for a protein of 244 amino acids.
AAGGUGACUUUUCAAAUUUCGCGGGCUACGUACAUUCGAUUUUGGAAUUUUUUUGUUGUUAUGUUGGUACACAUGUCCCCAACAUAUGUUGACAUUAUCAGCUGUUUUGCAUGUUUGGUUUGUUUUUCACAGAUAUAAGGGUUAGACGUGUUUUGGUGUGUUUGGCGAUUUUUUGCUAUCGAAAAAUUAAAUUUUGUGUGAAAAAUAAAAUUAAGUGCUCUGACGUACUUGAAAUGUUGACUGCGGUAUUUAGCGAGUCUACUCUGAGCAAAAAAAAUGUUUACAAGUGGUACAAGCUCUUCACAGAAGGUCGAGAAGAUGUUAAUGACGAUGCCCGCCCUGGACGCCCCAGCACGUCAACAACCGAUGACAACGUCGAAGCAGUGAAGAAAAUUGUUAUGGAGAAUCGUCGAAUUACUAUUAGAGAAGUUGCUGAGGAUGUCGGCAUAUCGGUUGGCUCAUGCCAUGCAAUUUUUUCGGGUGUUUUGGGCAUGCAACGUGUGGCGGCGAAGUUUGUUCCGAAAUUGCUGAAUUUCGACCAAAAACAACGUCGUGUAGACAUUGUUCAGGAGCUGUUGAAUGCCGUCAACGACGAUCCAGAUUUGCUCAAAAGGGUCAUAACUGGUAACGAAUCAUGGGUAUAUGGCUAUGACGUCGAAACCAAAGCCCAAUCAUCCCAAUGGAAGCGGCCAGAAGAGAUAAAGACCGCACCGCUGGAAGAGCUCGAGAUCAUACAAAAAAGCGCAUAUCAAAAGUGUUUCGAGGAUUGGAAAAAGCGCUGGCACAAGUGUAUAAUUUCUGAGUGGGAUUACUUUGAAGGGGACAAAAUAGAUAUUGAUGAAUAAAUAAAUAUUUUU